Messenger RNA from Apis dorsata (giant honeybee), 3298 nucleotides. Its product is annotated as RNA binding protein fox-1 homolog 3-like. The transcript has 14 exons. Gene Ontology annotation, molecular function: mRNA binding. The record is from RefSeq and is a predicted model, not a curated record. The coding region runs from base 84 to 1286 and encodes 400 amino acids. Gene Ontology annotation, biological process: nervous system development; regulation of alternative mRNA splicing, via spliceosome. Gene Ontology annotation, cellular component: nucleus; cytoplasm. NCBI's taxonomy places the organism in Eukaryota, Metazoa, Arthropoda, Insecta, Hymenoptera, Apidae.
GUGCACCAAAGAAACAUGUUUCGUUUUCUGUGGAAAAAACAGUGCAAGAUAUAAUUAGAAACAUUAGACUACGUAAUAUUAGGAUGAGAAUAAUCCUGAACCAGGAGUGGGAGCAAUUGGACUGGGAAAUUUGGCACAUGGUGCAGACAGGCAUGGCUGCGCCCUACGGUGGGGGUGUCUUCCCCCCGCCGGUGAACGGCGUAGCGGGUGUCGUGGGGGCGGCAGGGGCUGCCGGUGAGGUGAAACCACCGCCCCCGGUGCCGGUGAAAGAGGACAACAGCGGCGCACCCCAACAGCCACCACCCAGCGGCCCCCAGGUUCCACCGCCGGCUGGUGCCCCACAUCCAACCGCCCCCGGUGCCCCGACCGCGGCCAGCUUCAGCCCGCCCCCGCCUCCAAACGGCGUCGAUCAACAGGCUAUUUCGGAGGUGUUUCAGGCAGCAGCAACACAGGGUACAGACUUGAAAGGUCAACCGAAACGCCUUCACGUCAGCAAUAUACCUUUCCGCUUCCGAGACCCUGAUCUCAGGGCAAUGUUUGGGCAAUUCGGGCCGAUCCUCGACGUGGAAAUCAUAUUUAACGAAAGAGGAAGCAAGGGAUUCGGUUUUGUAACAUUCGCAAAUAGUGCUGACGCGGACCGGGCACGUGAGAGGCUACACGGCACCGUGGUUGAGGGCAGAAAGAUUGAGGUGAACAACGCGACAGCGAGGGUGCAGACGAAAAAACCACCGACGGUACCCAACGUAUGCGUACAAUGGCCAGAGGCCGCGGCGUUGAGAGGAGUCGCCAUCCAAAGGGGACGAGUGGGCGCUGCGAGGGCGGCUUUCCCGACUAGUGCAGCGGCAUUGGCCCUCGCGAGGAACCCGGGGCCACUCGCAGCUGCGGCUGCGGCUACGGCCCUGCAUCCCUUCGCACCUGCCGUUUAUUACGACCCGUUCCUAGCAGCACACGCGGCGACACAGGAUCCCAACUACAGGCUACAGCUGGAAUGGCCUCAAGCAACAGCUGACGCCGCGGCAGCAGCAGCUGCAGCGUCACCAUUGCUGAAGACGCCCCUCUCGACGGCGCAGCAGGCCACCUACGCAGCUGCAGCGACCUACACGGCAGUGGCUGCGCGCGCAUACAGCGCAGCUGCAGCUGCGGCACAACCGGUCGCAGGAUAUGCCGCAGUCGCGGGUUAUGGGCGUGAAUACGCUGAUCCCUAUCUUGGACAUGGUAUUGGACCAGUAGCCGGAUAUGGGGCGACCGUGUACAGGGGCGGUUACAACAGGUUCACGCCAUAUUAAAGAUGGUCAAAUAUCGAAGCGCGAGCCUUCCAAGUACACCGUCGUUGUACUCAGCUGAAUGUGACCAGAACAAACAGAAAUCGACACAAUCAUCAUCGUCAUCCGCCAUCGAUCACGAUCACCCCACGAAGCGAUGCCUGGAUCCUCCGCGCAUGCUGACGCUAACCUUCUUCGUAGCACCGAUACGAGCUCGACUUUGCCUCCCAUCCAUCCGGAAAAAAAGCAAAAUUUUCCCUAAAAGAAACAUCCGGCCACUGUGGACCAAGUUCCAACGAAGUCCAAGUUACCGAGUCGACUCAUCACGAACAACUACCAUUCGCAGAAGCAAAGAAAUUGGAAGAAGGAAAUGGAUGUAUAGGUCGCGCACGGUUUCAGGAUCUUCGAGAGGAAGAGAAGGAAAAUUGGCGAAUUAUUGCGGAUGAGAGUAAUCGAGUAGAUAGACGAUUGAUAGAGAAAAAGGUUAAAGAUAACGAAAAACGAUAAUAGAGUGGUUUGAAUUUAGAUGUAAAGUUCUAGUUACUCCUCGAUUAGGGUUGCGAAACGGUCGACCAGACGACAAAGGUCCAUUCGCCGAAGCGUCGUCGAACUUUCGAACCCUGAUCGAUAAUCGGCGUAGAGAAGAGAGGGAUGGUAGAGACGGGGGAAAUUGGUAAACUGAAUUAGCAGACAAAGAGGAACCGGUUAAAUUGAGUUUCGUUCGAAACAUGCUAAACAUUGGAACAGGUUCGAAUCGAUCGUUUAAAAAAAAAAAAAAAAAGGGAGGGGAGGGGAAAUGGUAAACGGUGAUUCUGGAUCAGAGUUGUAAGAGUUUAUAGUAUGAGAAAUUCUUUCGAAACAUUCUUGAUAAUUGUUUAGUCGAAAUUCACGUGAGGGAACCGUGUGUAAAGGCAUCGCGUCGUUAAAUUUAUCCAUUCGUAUAUACGAGUUCAGACCCGGCAGCCAUUUCGAUUUAUACGAAGUUGAACGACGACGAGAGGAGGGAACGUGUCGAAUAUUGCCGGUGUACGUGUAUAUAUAUUUGUGUAUAUACAUAUAUAUAUAUAUAUAAGUAAAUAGAUAUAGAUAAUUGAUCUCUCUAGAAAUCAAUUGUAAUUAUGCAAUUCGUUGCUCGUGCACGUUUCUAUAAUCGUUGGGGGAGACUUUUAAAACGCGUUUCCGGGCAAGGAUUUUUAUCACGAAAUGAAAAUGGGGGUAAUUUUUAAUCGCAUUACAAUCGUUACUCAUCAUUAUUGUACGAUAAUUUCACGCGAAAUCCGAAAGGAAGAAGGAAGAAGGGAAAUAUUGAACACGCAUAUAUACACACAAGGAAUUUUGUACAUAAUUCAUAAUUGAUUUCGUGGUUGGGGAAGCGGAAUACACGCGACACAACGAUCACAACACAGAGAGAAUUUUGAAUCAAAGAAGCAAAAGCGAUCGAUCGUUGCUUCUCUCAUAUUUUUCUUUUCUUUGUUCCGUUUUUUUCUUUUUUUUCUUUUUUUUUUUUUUCCUUUUCCUUUGUCUUUGCAUAUAUAGAGGAAUCAUUUUUUUUUUUUUUUUUUAAUCAAGUAUCGAGCGAAGGAUUCUCGCGGGAUCUUUUCUAAUUACGAAAAAUCGGGAAACACACCGAUUGUCGGACGCGACGAUAAGACGAAGAAGAAAGGAGGAAUUUCGCGCUAAUGGCUGCCGGAAAGGAACUCUUCGCUUCGUGUCGGCGAGGUGAACGCGACUUCCGGUGACAAACGCCAGUCGACAUUGCUCGGUGAUCAGCGAGGAUACGCGAGACCCUUCUUAGGUAGCUAGCCGAGGGAAAAAUUAAGGAGGAGGAGAGAGAGAGAGAGAGAGAGAAAGAAAGAGAGAGAGAAACGACGAGAGCGACGAAGCAGUUAGUUACGCGUGACCGGUAGGGUUUCUAUGCCAAAUAUAAUGUGUGUGUGUCUAUGUUGCGCUUGUGGGCGCGCGUGUGUGUGCGUAGAUUCGCGGCUAUAGAGACGUAGAAUAGUUAAUAUUCGAUGGAAGGGAGAGAGAACCCUUUG